Messenger RNA from Oreochromis aureus, 1010 nucleotides. RefSeq names its product ferritin, middle subunit-like. Gene Ontology annotation, molecular function: ferrous iron binding; ferric iron binding. The coding region runs from base 209 to 739 and encodes 176 amino acids. Gene Ontology annotation, cellular component: cytoplasm. Lineage: Eukaryota; Metazoa; Chordata; Actinopteri; Cichliformes; Cichlidae. Gene Ontology annotation, biological process: iron ion transport; intracellular iron ion homeostasis. The transcript is spliced from 4 exons. The record is from RefSeq and is a predicted model, not a curated record.
CGAGUAUGCCGCUUCAUACCAGGGUAGUUCUUGCUUCAACAGUGUUUGAACGGAACUUCUUGUCUUCGUCCCGCUUUACAUUUCAGCUACGCUGCACUUCGGAAGCAAAAAUCCUUUUCUACUUGAACACUACAGAUAAAUUCGACGUAAAGCUUUAUUUUUGUACCGUUUUUUUUGCUAAUAAAAAGCUCAAGAAACGCCAGCCGAAAUGGAGUCCCAAGUGCGUCAGAACUACCACCGCGACUGCGAGGCCGCCAUCAACCGGAUGGUGAACAUGGAGCUGUUUGCCUCUUACACCUACACUUCUAUGGCCUUCUACUUUGACCGUGAUGAUGUGGCCCUGCCAGGCUUCUCCCACUUCUUCAAGGAGAACAGCCAUGAGGAGAGGGAGCACGCUGACAAGCUGCUGUCCUUCCAGAACAAGAGAGGAGGUCGCAUCUUACUCCAGGACAUCAAGAAACCAGAGCGUGACGAGUGGGGCAGCGGGCUGGAGGCCAUGCAGUGUGCUCUGCAGCUGGAGAAGAAUGUCAACCAGGCUCUGCUGGACCUGCACAAGCUGGCUUCUCAGCAUGAUGACCCUCAUCUGUGUGACUUCCUGGAGAGCCACUACCUGGAUGAGCAGGUGAAGUCCAUCAAGAAGCUGGGUGACCACAUCACUAACCUCACCCGCAUGGAUGCCCACACAAACAAGAUGGCAGAGUACCUGUUUGACAAGCACACUCUGGGUGACAAGAGCUAAAUGCUGAGACCUAGAAGUGAGCCUGGAGUCAACAUGUUAACAACACAGGCUUUGAAGUAAACUCACUUCUGCUCCAGCUGUUUCACUGAGAAUGAUUUCUGUCCUGAUUUCCUGACUUUAAAGCCGGCAUCAGUUCUUGUAUGUUGUGGUGUUUUUGUGUGAAAUGUCACACAGAGAGAUGGAUGUUAUCAGGGUAUGGCUCUACUUCUAAGCUGUCUGACAUUUGGAGAUGUUUCUGAUCUGUUAAUCUGAAUAAACAUUUUGAGCUGGA